AUGGAAAAUGAUCAACUGCACCAUGUGAAAUCUGAAUUAGAGAAGAAAAAGAGAGGUAUUGUUAAAACGGUGGAAUUCAUGGAGGAGAACAACAGCAUUAUGUCAGAUUACAGCUUAAUUGACAACCACAGUGAACUGACAAAAAUGGUUGACUUUGAUUUAAAGGGCCAUACCACAAAUUGUGAAUAUUCAGUGAGAUUCACUAGAGGUGAAAUCAAAGAUCAACUACUUGAGGCCUUGGUUGGAAGGACUUGGGAUUUAGAUGAUAUUGAAAUGACUCAAAAACACUCAUUUCAAUACGGAGAAAAAUUCAUAUUUGUUUUGGAGACAAUUAGUGAAGAUCAAUGUUACAUAAGAGAAGGGACAUCAGAAUAUAUAGAAAAAGUUAACAAUGAGGGUGCAAAAAAACAAAUACUUCGAAUCGCUGGUAAUGACAUAUGUGUCACUAAAAACAGUAAUGUUUAUUUUGCUGAUUUUAAUAAGAAGUGCAUCAGCUGUCUGUCGUCAUCAGGAUCUGCCUCUACAGUUAUCAGUACACUUCCAUUCGUACCAAUUGGAAUCUGUCAGUCAGUGGACGGUGGACUACUGGUCUCCCUGAGAGAAAGGGAAUUAGAUCUUUACAAACUAGAGUCACACAGCAGACGUCUGGUGAGACACAUCACAGUGACUGGUGACGUCAUCCAUGAGUAUGAGUACCAGGAGGACGGUCACACCAGGCUGUUUACAUUGCCAUACAGAAUAACACAGAACAGUAACAGUGGUAUAUGUGUUGUGAACCGUACAAAUGAACAUGUAGGUGAUCUAGUAGUUAUGACUUCCUCCGGUUGUAUAACGUCUGUGUACCGUGGACAGAACCUGAAAAAUAAAUUUAGUCCAUUUGAUGUAGAGUGUGACUCCCUCUGUAACAUCCUUGUUACGGAUAUUUACAACAAACAGAUCCAUCUGCUGAGUCCUGAUGGGAAUUUCCUUAAGUUUUUACUGUCAGACAAUGAAGUGAACUGUCCAUACACUUUAUCACUUUACAAGUCUACAUUGUGGGUGGGACAUUGGGAAGGACUUGUCAAAGUGUUUAAAUACAGAGUGUAA
Saccostrea cuccullata (small rock oyster) is the source of this 1086-nucleotide messenger RNA. RefSeq lists its product as uncharacterized. The transcript has a single exon. The coding region runs from base 1 to 1086 and encodes 361 amino acids. NCBI's taxonomy places the organism in Eukaryota, Metazoa, Mollusca, Bivalvia, Ostreida, Ostreidae. The record is from RefSeq and is a predicted model, not a curated record.